AAAAAAGGUGUGAAACACCAAGACGCUGUCGGUUCCUGCCUCGCGCCCUUUCCCACAGUCUGUCUUUCUGCGCACUCUCUCAUCAGGGCUCCAUGGCACGCAAGGGUGACAGUGGUGCUCAUCUCCAAAGUUUCACGCUCAUGGAGCCGGAGAGUGAGAGCGCGCUGGUCCGGUCUAUUUACUACGGUAAAAUCGGUAAGGGGAAAACGGAAAGGUUGCUGGAGAGGCAUGGUAGAGAUGGGAGCUUUCUCCUGCGGGACAGCGAGAGUCUGCAAGGAAUGUAUUGCCUCUGCGUGAGAAAGACACCGUACGUCCACACUUACAGAAUCCACCACUCCUCUGAAGGAUGGACACUUCAGUUAUCCCCUGGGCAGAUGCUGCAGUGUUUCGGGACUCUGGAGAAGCUGAUAGAGAGCUGCAGAGCGGGGGUUGGUGCUGACAGCAUACCUCCUCUCACACACCCCCUGGACAAAACACAGCUGAGAGACCAGAGGCUGCGGAGCGGUAGGACAUCAACACACACACACACAUCACUCACACAGUGCUUGUAAUAUAGUAAUGCUUUUAUCUUUUUCAACAGAGACGGCCUAUAUGGAAAUGUGAAGUGGGACGACUUGUACAUGUGUGUGUGUGUGUGUGUGUGUGUGUGUGUGUGUGUGUGUGUGUGUGUGUGUGUGUGUGUGUGUGUGUGUGUGUGUGUGUGUGUGUGUGUGUGUGUGUGUGUGUGUGUGUGUGUGUUUGUGCGCGCAUGUGUAUUCAAUUCAACCUUUAGGAGACAAUGCUUUUGUUGUUUACAAAAGUGCACCUGUUUAUGUCUGUGGUUCCACAACUAGGCAUGUGGUUUCCCAUGGAGAGAUGCUUUGACGUGUGUGUGUGUGUGUGUGUGUGUGUGUGUGUGUGUGUGUGUGUGUGUGUGUGUGUGUGUGUGUGUGUGUGUGUGUGUGUGUGUGUGUGUGUGUGUGUGUGUGUGUGUGUGUGUGUGUGUGUGUGUGUGUGUGUGUGUGUGUGUGCGUGUGCGUGAGUUUGCAUGUUUAUGUGCAUACAUGUGGACCAGUUCUGCCAUAAGUGCACACAAGGACAUUAAAACUGCCAUCUGCCAUGGUCUUUCUCUCAUCUGCCAUGGUCUUUCUCUCUGUGUAUAAUGUACAUUAUAUGACUCAUGUUAAACGGAUAUGUUACUGAUGAAGAUUGUAUGAGUGAUAAGGCUGUCAUUGCAAAUAAGAAUGUGCUCUUCAUUGACUUAGGGAACACUGUUAAAAAAGUGUACAAAUCCAAAACAGAGGCUUAAAUGCAAAUAUAGACAUGAUUUUUUGGGGAGAUAAUUUCUUUAUUGACUUGCCUGGUUAAAUAAAGGUUAAAUAAAUACAAAUAUAAAAAAAUGUCAAUUUUUAUUUGCUUUGGUAUUAAAGGCAUAUUCCUUUCUUAAUCCAUUC
This is a messenger RNA of Salvelinus fontinalis (brook trout), 1433 nucleotides long. Its product is annotated as SH2 domain-containing protein 1A-like. The record is from RefSeq and is a predicted model, not a curated record. The transcript is spliced from 3 exons. NCBI's taxonomy places the organism in Eukaryota, Metazoa, Chordata, Actinopteri, Salmoniformes, Salmonidae. The coding region runs from base 93 to 551 and encodes 152 amino acids.